UCACAGGUGCUGUUCCUUCAAUGGCAAGAGACGAGAUGCAGCAACGCCAACUUCGUGCUCAACGGGGAUGAUGAUGUUUUUGCACACACAGAUAACAUGGUCUCCUACCUGCAGAACCAUGACCCCAGCCGCCACCUUUUUGUGGGUCACCUGAUCCAAAAUGUGGGGCCCAUUCGGGUUCCCUGGAGCAAGUAUUAUGUCCCAAAGGUGGUGACUCAAGAAGAGCAUUAUCCUCCCUACUGUGGGGGCGGUGGCUUCCUCCUGUCCCGCUUUACGACGGAUGCCAUACGCCGGGCUGCCAGUGCCCUGGACCUCUUCCCCAUUGAUGACGUCUUCCUGGGCAUGUGCCUGAAGCGGGAAGGACUCAAGCCCUCCUCGCACAAUGGUGUCCGCACAGCCGGCGUGCAGGCCCCAUCCAACCGCCUGUCCUCCUUUGACCCCUGCUUUUACCGGGAGCUGCUGCUGGUGCACCGCUUCCUGCCCUACGAGAUGCUGCUCAUGUGGGAUGCAUUGAACCAGCCAGGCCUCGCCUGUGGCAAGAAGACACAGAUCUACUGAGGCAAUAUCAGUGUCCCCAGCCCGUAGGCUCCUGUCUUUACCCCCCCUAAAGAAGGGCAGUUCCUUUCUCCCAGAAAACAGACCUUUGUCCUCCUAAGAGGGCUGGGCAUAGGGGCAUGCCAGGGAGGGUUUCAU
Messenger RNA from Tupaia belangeri chinensis (Chinese tree shrew), 693 nucleotides. Its product is annotated as N-acetyllactosaminide beta-1,3-N-acetylglucosaminyltransferase 3-like. The annotation marks the transcript as partial. Gene Ontology annotation, molecular function: N-acetyllactosaminide beta-1,3-N-acetylglucosaminyltransferase activity. The transcript has a single exon. NCBI's taxonomy places the organism in Eukaryota, Metazoa, Chordata, Mammalia, Scandentia, Tupaiidae. The record is from RefSeq and is a predicted model, not a curated record. Gene Ontology annotation, cellular component: Golgi membrane. Gene Ontology annotation, biological process: protein O-linked glycosylation; poly-N-acetyllactosamine biosynthetic process.